This is a messenger RNA of Megalops cyprinoides (Indo-Pacific tarpon), 1123 nucleotides long. RefSeq names its product mitochondrial ribosomal protein L4 (gene mrpl4). Gene Ontology annotation, molecular function: structural constituent of ribosome. The transcript has 9 exons. The record is from RefSeq and is a predicted model, not a curated record. Lineage: Eukaryota; Metazoa; Chordata; Actinopteri; Elopiformes; Megalopidae. Gene Ontology annotation, biological process: translation. The coding region runs from base 148 to 1053 and encodes 301 amino acids. Gene Ontology annotation, cellular component: ribosome.
UCUAAGGGACAAGUAGCUGUUUUGUGCAUGACCUCUUCACAGGAGAAAGCAUGUUACAUGAUAUGCCAAAUAUCAGAUUUGUAGGAAAAGAAAACAAUUAGCUGAAUAGCAAAUAGUUACACUUCGCCAGUCUAUUAGAUUAACAAUAUGCUUCGCUUCGCUGGUCGUGUUUGCUAUAGAGGACUUGGUAAACGGUUCGUUUCAUCAGUUAAUGGAGAAUGCGCACUCCCCGCCAAUCUACGGAUUCCUUCCAAUCUCGUGCAACUCCCUCGAACAAAGAGAUCUUUGCCAGCUGGUUGCGAGCUCUCGGUAUUGCGCAGGUGUGACAUACAAAUUCCAGUUCAUCUGAGUGCGAAGCAGACGUGGCUGGAGUCCUUGCGAAGCCAGGAAGAUGAUCAACUCGGUUUAGUUGACUUGCACCCAGACGUCUUUGCAGUACCUCCAAGGGUUGACAUACUCCAUGAAGUUGAAGUCUGGCAAAGAAAUUUCAAGAGAAUUAGCCAUGCUAAGGUGAAGAGCAGAGCAGAAGUGAGUGGAGGGGGCAGGAAGCCCUGGAACCAGAAAGGGAGUGGCCGUGCCCGACAGGGAAGCAUCAGGUCUCCCUUAUGGAGAGGAGGUGGAAUUUCACAUGGCCCUAGAGGACCAACAAGUUACUAUUACAUGCUACCAAUGAAAGUGCGUGUGAUGGGACUAAAAGUUGCUCUCAGUUCUAAAUUGGCCCAGGACAAUCUUCAUAUUGUUGACUCUUUGGAAGUACCAACCCCUGACUACCAGUACCUCCUGGACUUGGCACGAUACAGACACUGGGGCGAGUCAGUUUUAAUUGUAGAUGUGAAUGAAGAACUCCCUGAAAACAUCCGUCAAGCAACAGCAAGUUUGAAAACGGUGAAUGUUAUUCCAGUCAUAGGCCUGAACAUCCACAGCAUGCUGAAGCAUGAAACGCUUGUUCUUACCCUGGAAGCAGUGAAAUACCUGGAAUAUAAGCUCCUUUGGCACGACUCCCGGUACACCCCCCUUUAUCCCUUUAAACUCCCCUACAGUGACUUUCCUUAAGUGCAGUCAAAGGCCAGAGUAGAGUAAGCAAUUUGUUGUUAUAGUAAUCCAAUUGUCUGAUUUUCCAAUG